This is a messenger RNA of Chenopodium quinoa (quinoa), 1745 nucleotides long. RefSeq names its product 26S proteasome regulatory subunit 4 homolog A-like. The transcript has 6 exons. Gene Ontology annotation, cellular component: proteasome regulatory particle, base subcomplex. Gene Ontology annotation, biological process: proteasome-mediated ubiquitin-dependent protein catabolic process. Lineage: Eukaryota; Viridiplantae; Streptophyta; Magnoliopsida; Caryophyllales; Amaranthaceae. The coding region runs from base 171 to 1505 and encodes 444 amino acids. The record is from RefSeq and is a predicted model, not a curated record. Gene Ontology annotation, molecular function: ATP hydrolysis activity; proteasome-activating activity; ATP binding.
AAAGUCCAAAGACCAAAGCAAAACACUCUUCCCCUAAUUCCCCAAAUUACCAUUGAAAACCCCUCUUUCUCUCCACUAUUCCUUUCUUCUUCAACAGGAUUCAAUUCAACCUCUCUCUCCUCUCUCCUCUCUCACUGCAACAACACUCAGAAACCUCGAAACCCACAACAAUGGGUCAAGGACCAUCGGGCCUGAAUCGCCCACCAAAUUCCGGCGACAAAAACCAAAACUCCGACAAGAAAGACAAGAAAUUCGAACCCGCCGCACCCCCAUCUCGUGUGGGUCGAAAGCAGCGCAAGCAACGAGGCCCAGAUGCCGCCGCACGGCUUCCCGUCGUAACCCCACAUACCAAAUGCAAGUUAAGGCUUCUUAAGCUUGAAAGAGUGAAGGAUUACUUGUUAAUGGAGGAAGAAUUUGUGGCAAAUCAAGAAAGAUUGAAACCCCAGGAAGAAAAGACCGAGGAAGAUCGAUCUAAGGUUGAUGAUAUUCGUGGGUCUCCUAUGAGUGUUGGGAAUUUGGAGGAGUUGAUCGAUGAGAAUCAUGCUAUUGUUAGUUCUUCUGUUGGGCCUGAGUAUUAUGUGGGUAUUAUGUCUUUUGUUGAUAAGGAUCAAUUGGAGCCUGGAUGUUCAAUUUUGAUGCACAAUAAGGUCCUUUCAGUUGUUGGAAUUCUCCAAGAUGAGGUGGAUCCUAUGGUGUCUGUCAUGAAAGUUGAGAAAGCUCCAUUGGAGUCAUAUGCUGACAUUGGUGGGUUGGACCCCCAGAUUCAGGAAAUCAAAGAAGCAGUAGAACUUCCUCUUACUCAUCCCGAGCUGUAUGAGGACAUUGGAAUCAGGCCUCCUAAAGGGGUUAUACUGUAUGGAGAGCCUGGUACAGGGAAGACUUUGCUGGCCAAGGCUGUAGCAAAUUCAACUUCAGCCACAUUUUUGCGUGUCGUUGGAAGUGAAUUGAUUCAGAAAUACUUGGGUGAUGGUCCCAAAUUAGUAAGGGAACUAUUUAGGGUUGCGGAUGAACUUUCACCAUCAAUUGUUUUCAUUGAUGAGAUUGAUGCAGUGGGAACAAAGAGGUAUGAUGCUCACUCAGGCGGUGAGCGUGAGAUUCAGAGGACUAUGCUGGAGUUGCUGAACCAAUUAGAUGGAUUUGAUUCUAGAGGAGAUGUGAAAGUCAUACUUGCAACUAAUAAAAUUGAAAGUCUUGACCCAGCAUUGCUUCGUCCUGGGCGAAUAGAUAGAAAGAUUGAAUUUCCUCUGCCAGAUAUUAAAACCAGGAGACGCAUUUUCACGAUCCAUACGUCAAAGAUGACAUUGGCUGAAGAUGUCAAUUUAGAAGAGUUUGUGAUGACAAAGGAUGAGUUUUCUGGAGCAGACAUUAAAGCAAUCUGCACAGAGGCUGGGUUGCUUGCUUUAAGAGAACGGCGUAUGAAGGUAACCCAUGGUGACUUUAAGAAAGCCAAGGAAAAGGUGAUGUACAAGAAGAAAGAAGGUGUUCCAGAAGGGCUUUACAUGUAGAGUUGUUUCUGGAAAUAUUAUUUCACAAUUUAUGGUAACGUCCAGCUGUUACCGAGUUUCAUCGUUAUUACACCAUUAUUUUUUUUUUUCUCGAUACAUUGCAAUGUUUUUAAAUAGAUUAUUAACUCUCAUUUAGAUGAAAUUGACAUUCGUAAAAUCAGCUGAUUGUUAUACCAUUUGAAAUGUACAAAUUUUCUUAAGACAGAUUUUUUAGCAUCAUAAUGCUCAUCUUCUACGGCA